CGGCACGCGGCAAUCAUUCGCGAGAAUCCGGCGUGGACAGUCGUCGCGAUGUUCAUUACCAUAGCUUCUCUCGUAAAAGUGUUGUUUGCUUAAAAUGAAAAGUAAUGAUUUCUUUCACCGGAAACGGUACUAAUUUUCCCCCUAAUUGAACAAAUUUUGAAAAUUUAAAUAAAUUAAAUCAAUUAAAGCAAAUUAUCAUUAAAUAUAAAUGCCACUUUCAGUAUCAUCAGGUACCGGUCAUCAAUUUUCAAUAACUGAUAAUAACAUCUGCAAUAUCUUAGUUCUGAUUAGUUGAAGAAAAUCCGAAAAUCUGGCUCGGGAUUUUAUUUAAAUUUAACUCACUUAAUUACGAUCGACUGAGGUAAAUAAUCCUGGUUUUCUCGGAAUCGAGGGUGGUCGAUUAGAGUGGUUAAAGUGAUUAAAGCCGCCGGAAAAUGAAGCAACCCUGAAGAUCAGUUGGCGCCGCACUUCGUUUUGCAAUGAAUUUUCGAGCGGAGGCUCUUGCGAUUGUUCUGCUCACUCUUGUUGCGGCCAAUUUCGCUAUGAUGAGGACUUUCAGAGAUGAUAAUGCGAAAUGCGGCUGCCCAGCAAUUACACAAAGGACACCGAGGUCAACUGCAGGACGACAACCAACCACAGGACGCAUUUUUAAUGGAAAACCCAGCAAAAAAGGAUCAUGGCCUUGGCAGGUGUCUUUGCAACUCCUCCAUCCAAAAAUGGGUUUCAUAGGACAUUGGUGUGGAGGUGUUCUAAUAGAUGAAAUGUGGAUUCUCACAGCAGCUCACUGCAUUUCCAAUGAACUUUUCAACCUUCCAAUUGGUGCACUAUGGACAGCAGUUGUUGGUGAAUGGGAAUUGGAUUCUGGUGGCCGUGGAUCCGCUCGGUUGCCCGUCGAAAGAGUGAUCCUUCACGAACGAUUUAACAAUUAUGUUCACGAUAUCGCUUUGAUGAAACUAGGUAGGCCAGCACCUCUCUCGAAAGCAGUGCGAACAAUUUGCCUUCCAGAAACUGAUGGCAAUCUUACGGGGACUCAUUGUGUGGCAUCUGGUUGGGGUAGAUAUGGACCAUCUCCAUCACUUUCCACUUCACUUUUAGAAGCUACAGUGCCAGUUUUGAACCCAACAGAAUGUUCAAAAGCUUAUGGCCAAUCAGUACCAAUUAAAGAUGGACAUCUCUGUGCUGGUUACACUGAUGGUGCAUCAGGAAGUUGUGUGGGAGAUUCCGGUGGUCCUUUACAAUGUCGACGUUCGGAUGGACUUUGGCAUCUCGCUGGAAUCACGUCAUUCGGAUCUGGUUGCGCAAGGCCAGGAUUUCCUGAUGUUUAUACAAAAAUACAGUAUUAUCUUGCCUGGAUUAAGGAAACGAUACGCAAUGACAUCGAUAGCUAAAAGUUUGUUAUAAUAUUUAAUAGAAACAAUUAUUUAUAUAUAUAAGAGUGUAAGGAUUGAAGAAAACUUUUGUAAAUAUGUAAAGUUAAGUGUAGAAUUUUUUAAGAAAAU
Messenger RNA from Belonocnema kinseyi, 1499 nucleotides. RefSeq names its product chymotrypsin-like elastase family member 2A. Lineage: Eukaryota; Metazoa; Arthropoda; Insecta; Hymenoptera; Cynipidae. Gene Ontology annotation, molecular function: serine-type endopeptidase activity. The record is from RefSeq and is a predicted model, not a curated record. Gene Ontology annotation, biological process: proteolysis. The coding region runs from base 480 to 1388 and encodes 302 amino acids. The transcript has 5 exons.